AAAGAAAGAUGAGUUUGUCACAUAAGGAUGCAACAUUAGUCAAUUUUGUAUCUUUACCUUACAACCUCUUAAGGUUUCCCAUCCAGUUCCGAUCGGAGUCAUACACGCAAUGGCGUGCCAUCAAACCAUGGUGUUGCAUACCCCAGUAUUGCUGGCUGUUCAGUCCGGCAUUGCGCGGAACUGGUGUUGAAGAUUUUCAUUCAGUGUUCCGAUAAUGGCGUCUCUUCGAAAGGUCAAUUUAAGCUAUAAAUCCAGCUCUAUCUGGGCUCCAUGUGUGCCAAUUAUUCUCUCGUGCGGCUAUUGUAUUACCUGCUGGACUACUACAUUCUCAUUAUCAAUAUGGCAUCUGAGGAAAAUCUGACGACUGGAGUUAAUAAGGACAACGUGCAGGGCAACAUAUGGCCGGGUUUGCCCAAGGAGUUUGAGUUGUUCUACUUUUUCAAGAUUUCCAAGACGGACAGCUUCCGGCGCCAUCUGCGCUACCUGAUUCCUCAUAUAACUACGGCAAAUAGCGCCCUCAAAUCUCGAGACCAAAUUGCGAAACACAAGGCUGCAGUGUCCGACGGGCUUACGCACCCCGCAACGAUUCCACUGGCUGGGGUAAAUAUUGGCUUCAGCGCGAAUGGCCUGAAGAAGCUGGUGAAGAACGAGAGUGACCGCUUGAAGGCUGGUCCCUUUCUUGGCGGCAUGCUUGCCGAUCUGCAAGGUGGGACUGCUGGGGGUGAAGGCCGGGAUAAUCCAGAUGACUGGGAGACACGCUUCAAGGAUAACGACAUCGAUGGCAUAAUUCUGGUCACGGGCGAUUCCGAGAGGACCGCUUAUGCGAAGCUCUAUGAGGUGAAGUCUCACUUUAUCGGCUUUUUCUGGUUCAAUUCCAGCAUCAAAGACCGCUUCACGAUCGCUGGAUAUAAGCGUCCGGGCCAGGAGAGCAAUAAGGAACACUUUGGGUACCGUGAACAUAUCUCCCAGCCCCAGCUUGUCGGGCUGGACCCGUCCCCCACAGGGGAUAAAGAACCUCCGCCAGUACCACCGGGGUAUAUUAUCACCAACACCGACCAAGACCCUUCACCUCAGCCGGAUUGGGCGACGGAAGGUAGCUUCCUGGUCUUCCGCAAGCUUCAACAGUUAGUGCCGGAGUUUAACAAAUGGUUGAAUGAAACGGCCCCAAAGCACGACCUGACCGCCGAUCAGCUCUCUGCACGCUUGAUGGGCCGGUGGAAAAGUGGAGCUCCCUUGUGCCACACGCUCUGGAAAGACGAUCCCGCUCUGGCGGAAAAUAACAAUUUUGACUAUCUACCAACCAAUACCCAAGAGCAUUGCCCUUUUGCCGCGCAUAUACGCAAGGCUAGACCACGUGGCGAUCUGGCAGACAAAUUCAGCAGUGCAAUCAUCCGGCGGGGCAUACCGUAUGGCCCGGAGGUUACAAAAGAAGAGCAAGACAAGCAAACAACGAAGGAAGAUCGUGGAAUGUUGUUUGUCUGCUAUCAAAGCAAUAUUUCAAAUGGAUUCCGCAGGAUCCAAGAGCAGUGGUGCAACAAGAACACCUUCCCCUCAGGCAAAAAGCGUAUCACCGGUGAUCCAGGACCCGGAGCCGAUCCAAUCUGUGGUCAGCCAAAUGGGCCAGACCCGUUUGUGAUGGGAUUGUGUGAUGGCAAGAAUAAGAACAUCCAUGUGGAUUUGCAUUGCUGCGUGAUUCCUAGAGGGGGGGAGUACUUCUUCUCCCCUUCCAUUGCCGCACUGAAGAAUAUUUCGAACGGCUCAACUUAAGAGUUCCCUGUCAUGGAAUGCUCCAUAGCUUUUGUCGCUCUCUUACAACUAGUAAUGAAUCUGAUAUUGCACAAUUGAAGCAAAUAUUAGGCCU
Messenger RNA from Aspergillus nomiae NRRL 13137, 1861 nucleotides. Its product is annotated as Dyp-type peroxidase. NCBI's taxonomy places the organism in Eukaryota, Fungi, Ascomycota, Eurotiomycetes, Eurotiales, Aspergillaceae. The transcript has 8 exons. Gene Ontology annotation, cellular component: cytosol. Gene Ontology annotation, molecular function: peroxidase activity; heme binding. The record is from RefSeq and is a predicted model, not a curated record. The annotation marks the transcript as partial.